Molecule: messenger RNA, 9824 nt
Organism: Mercenaria mercenaria
Lineage: Eukaryota; Metazoa; Mollusca; Bivalvia; Venerida; Veneridae
Exons: 20
Coding region: 628-3468 (946 amino acids)
Biological process (GO): protein N-linked glycosylation; oligosaccharide metabolic process
Cellular component (GO): endoplasmic reticulum membrane
Molecular function (GO): Glc3Man9GlcNAc2 oligosaccharide glucosidase activity
Source: RefSeq, a predicted model, not a curated record
AUAAACCGUGUGGAAAUGCGUGCUUUUUAAGGCAUUUUAUAGGUUCAUUGAUAAACUCAAAUAAGUGGUUCAUUGAUAAAAAAAGAACGACAAUUUCUUUAUUGAUAUAGCUAUCUCACCACACGGAAAUUUCACCACUAUAGUAUGUACAGCUGUGACCGAAUUAUCGUAGAAAACACGUAGUUUACAGUUGGGUUAUUGUGUGUUUAUUCGUUGAGUUGUUUACAUAUAUACUCAACGGAGGAGAAAAAUGUGAUUCUGACUGACUGACAUUAUUUCUGUGCAUGUUGCACGAAUGCAUUUUAUUUAUUAACUUCAGGAUAAAAAAGUUUACGGACGUAGAUAGCAAAGGGUAGCUAACCUGUAAUCGUGUAGAUGUGUUUUACUGUAAAAUAGGUCGUGGAAAAGUUCUAUUAUACAUGUUCUGUUUUGCAUAAAUUGCAAGCGUGCAGCAAAAAUACGGUCUAGGGACGCAAGAACUUUAUAUUAUAGAAGUGACCGAAAUAAUUAUUUGUUAUUGCGUUCUCUGACGUUACUAGUGGCUAAUAUAUUUUAAAGAAUUAUUUGUGAUGGGAUAAACAGACAGAGGGAAGAUUAAGUGAGGAGGUGAAAGUAAAAUAAUUUACUAUGGCAGGGUUAGAGAGGAAGCGAUUAAAGGAAGAUAAGGAAAGAGCGUUGAACUGGAAACGUUGGGGACCAUACCUAUCAGAACGCCAGUGGGGUACUGUCCGGGAGGAUUACUCGGAAAAUGGGGACUGCUGGAAUCAUUUUACGCACGAUAUGGCAAGAUCACGUGCGUAUCGAUGGGGUGAGGACGGUUUGAUGGGUUUGACCGACAGACAGUGCCGGUUGUGUUUGGCGCUCUCGCUAUGGAACACUAAAGAUCCAAUCCUGAAAGAGCGUCUCUAUGGCCUAAAUGGACAUCAGGGAAACCAUGGAGAAGACGUGAAAGAGUUGUAUUACUAUCUCGACAAUACGCCAACCCAUUCCUACAUGAAGGCAUUAUACAAAUACCCGCAGAAAGAAUUUCCAUACGCUAAAAUCGAAAGGGAAAACGCCAUUCGGACUGUUCACGAUCCAGAAUAUGAAUUGCUAGAUACAGGUGUGUUUGAUGAAAGCCGCUACUUUGAUGUUUACGCCGAGUAUUGUAAAGGAACUCCCAAUGAUAUCCUUGGACGUUAUACAAUAAUCAACAGAGGCCCGGAAAGGGCUACGGUACAUGUUCUCCCGACAUUGUGGUACAGAAAUAGCUGGGACUGGGGAGAUGACUGUGAUAACUCUGUGGAUUUUAAGCCAAUGGUACAACACCUAAGUUCAGAGGCCCCAGGCAUGGUGAGAUGCGAACAUCCGACUUUAGGUGAAUCCCAGCAGAGGGCUAGGUUAAAUAGCAUGGAUAGGUAUGUAGAAGAAUUAGAGCCAUCUCAUAGGGGUGUAGAUAACUUCUUCAACCUCUCACAUCCAGUGAACGGUCAUGACGAGGGUAUUUUUAGAAUGGAAUUUGGACGCCAUCCCAAUGGAAAGGAAGUGCCUUUAUUGUUCACCGAGAACGAGACUAACUACAAGAGGCUAUAUGGGGUUAAAAAUACAUCAAAAUAUCAAAAAGAUGCGUUCCAUGACUAUGUUGUAAAAGGUAUGAAAGAAAAAGUAAAUCCAAAGAACUUUGGGACGAAAUGUGCCGGCCAUUAUGUCCUUGACCUUGCACCAGGAGAGGAAGCAGUUAUCAAAGUGAGGCUGUAUCAAAGCGCUGAAGCACCGCCAGCGAAACAAACAUUCGCACCAAACUGGUUUGAUCGUGUCUUCGAACAGAGGAUUUUAGAGGCAGACCUGUUCUAUGACGAGGUAAUACCAUGCCGAGGUAAACAAGAAAGAUUGAUAGCUAGACAGGCCUUUGCUGGCUUACUUUGGACUAAACAGUUCUAUAACUACAUUCAGAAAGAAUGGCUUAAUGGAGACGAGACACAGCCGCCACCGCCGGAAACGAGAAAGAAAUGGGGACGUAACAGGGACUGGAAACAUCUUUUUAACAGGGAUAUACUUUCUGUGCCGGAUAAAUGGGAAUAUCCUUGGUAUGCAUCCUGGGACCUUGCGUUCCAUAUGAUUCCAAUGUCAUCGAUUGACAUUCAGUUUGCCAAGUCACAGCUGGUGCUCCUGCUCAGAGAAUGGUACAUGCAUCCAAACGGACAGAUUCCAGCUUACGAAUUUUCAUUUGACGACGUAAAUCCACCAGUACAUGCGUACGCAGUUCUCAAAGUGUUCAAAGCUUCCGGGUUAAAGGGCACGCGAGAUGUGCAGUUCCUUUCUCGGUGUUUCCACAAGCUCGUCCUUAACUUUACAUGGUGGAUAAACCGGAAAGAUGUUGAAGGCAAGAAUAUAUUUUCUGGAGGUUUUCUUGGUUUAGAUAACAUUGGAGUGUUUGACAGGUCAAAGCCGUUACCGACAGGAGGGUUUUUGGCUCAGGCAGACGCAACGGCAUGGAUGGGAUUUUUCUGCUCUAUCAUGUUGGAAAUCAGUCUGAUCCUGGCUCAGAGGGAACCUAUCUAUCAAGACAUGGCUAGCAAAUUCUUCGAACACUUUGUGGCUAUUACAGAUGCCAUGAAUAAUGUGGAUGAAGUUGGUCUCUGGGACAAUGACGACGGGUUUUAUUACGACCACGUGCGAAACAAUCACUGCAGUCAACCUGUAAAAAUCAAAUCUAUGGUCGGCCUGGUUCCACUGUUCUGUACCUUGGUCCUCAAAGAUUCCGAUUUUGUCAGACACCCCGGAUUCGCCAAGAGGACGAAAUGGUUUCUUGACAAUAGAAAAGAUUUGAAGAAACAGAUCUCGCUGAUGAGCCGUGGUACUCACCAAGAGGGGUCACUGUUGCUGUCAGUGUUGAACAAGGAAAAACUUAUACGUAUUCUGACGCAUAUGUUAGAUGAGAAACAAUUUCUGUCUCCAUAUGGUAUAAGAUCUCUUUCAAAGGAGCAUGAGGAACACCCCUAUUAUCUUCAUAUUGGUGAUUGUAAAUAUAGUGUACAGUACGAACCGGGGGAGUCUAGAACAAAACUGUUUGGUGGCAACAGUAAUUGGAGAGGUCCCAUAUGGCUACCAAUGAAUUACCUCAUAAUUGAAAACCUGCAUAGAUUUGAUUAUUUUUAUGGCGAGGACCUGAAGGUUGAAUGCCCUACUGGGUCUGGAAACUACAUGAGAUUGAAGGCUGUCGCUAGAGACCUUGAAUGUCGUUUAAUAAACUUGUUCAGGCCAGAUGCAGAUGGAAAUCGCCCUUGUCAUGGUGGUUCCGACUUGUACGCAAAGGACCCACAUUUCAAGAACUUGUGUUUAUUCUAUGAAUAUUUUGAUGGGGACAACGGAAGGGGAUGUGGUGCUAGUCACCAAACUGGUUGGACAGCACUCAUUACUAAGUUACUUGAGAAAGUUAAAAAGGACGAUGAUGAGAGUGCGGACAGUCUGGAUAGUUGGGAGAGUUAAGAACGUUGGACCACAGGGAGAGUCCUUAAUGGACUUUCUCGUGCCUGAACGUGCUUGAACAUUGUCAGAGCAAUGUGCCUGGUACAUAACUGAUAAACAGUCAGUAUAAACAAUCAUGGAGCGUUGAUAAACGUGGGCUUAUUAAGGAGUCAAGUGAUGUAUCACAACUUUCUUGUAAAAUGUGUUAAGAAUCUUCUAACCAAGUGUUGGAAAAGAGGAAGCCUGGCAAUUUAGUCACCGUGUCAAAUAAUGUAGACUGAAACUAGUUAUUAUAGAAACAAAACUACUUCGAAAUUCCUUGGUACAAAUUUAUAUAGUUAGUACAAAAGUUCCUGUAAAAACAGACUGGUCCUUAUACUAUUACUCUUAGUUUUGGAUUUAAAGCAUUAAAAAUAAACUACAUUUUGUAAAAAUGAUCGUUCGCUUCAUUGGUUGCAGAAUAACAAGCUCUACUUUCGGAGAUAUUCGGCUUUUGUGGUUGUGUUUUCUGUUAAAAUUUUACCGUAACUUUAUUAUUAUUCAAGUCUCGCGAUGCUUUCAUUUUUUUUUCUGUUCUUGUUUAUUUGUUGAUAUUUUACUUCUGUCAUAUUAAAUAAUUGUUUUGUAUCAUAUUCUUUCAUUCCUUUAUGAAAGAAUAGUAACUAGCUAACUUGUCUUCAAGUAUCAAAGGGUAAGAACCCACUGUCCAUUAUUCUAUUUUUCCGAAUCACUGUCAACAAUUCUAACACCAGUAAACAGAUCUAGUCAGCAAACUAUUUUAUAUAUAAAUGUACAUGUAGUUUUUGUCAGUAAUUUUUCUAGGAAGAACAAAUACCUCAAAAAUUUAACAUUAAAGUGCCUUUUUUAUAUCAUUAAUUUGAAACUCUCUAUGAAUGAUAGUGCACGAGUUCUGUCACAGGUUCUCUGUGCAAGUUGACGCUCAAACCAUCAUUUACAAAGUGUGUUCGGUUUUGUUCGUAACUUCUUUACAAUUAAGUAUUGAAAUUGUGCCAUAAAUAUUACUAUAUUUGAGAUAUUGAAAGUUUGACUAAACAUACAGGCCGUAUGAUCCCGGUGCAAAAAUUUAAAGAAAUGUGAUUAUAAGAGUUCUUCUUUUACUUUUGAUGUAUAUUUACUAAUUCAAAAUCAUUUAGGGGAAAAAUUAGAAAUUUAACAUAUCCGAAACUGAUUCUUGUAUCCCUGGAAAAUCAACAAGCAACUAAGUAUUAUUAAUCGCGAAAAUUAACCAUUUGUUACUACUCUAAUUGGAAGUUAAAACUUGUUGCACUCUUCAUUCUGUUAUAUUUCUUAAUGACUCAAAAAACAACUUUCAUCCGAAUUCAUCACAUGUUAGCUUGCUUGUUGGUUUCAUUGUUAUGGGUGUUUUUGUUUUUACUGUUGUAGAUUUGAUAUACUUUGUAUUUAGAUUAUGAAUGAUGUUUAAAAAUUCUGGUGAGAAAUAUGUGUAACGUUUAAACCGCUUGGUUUAUAUUGUAUUGUUAAGCAGUUUUUAUUGUUUUUUUAGCCCACCAUCAUCAGAUGGUGGGCUAUUCAAAUCACUCUGCGUCCGUGGUCCGACGUCCUUCCGUCCGUCCGUCCGUCCGUCCGUCCGUUAACAAUUUCUCGUUAUCGCAUCUCCUCAGAAACUAUCAGGGGGAUUUUGACCAAACUUUGUCAGAAUGAUGUAUUGGUACUCUAGUUGUGUCCCCCUGAAAAUCAGACUGGUUCAGCAAUUUUUUAAUGAGUUAUGGCCCUUUGUUUAUUUCUAUAAUUUACAUAGAUUUAUAUAGGGAAAAAAUUUGAAAAUCUUGUCCAGAACCACAGAGCCUAGGGCUUUGAUAUUUGGUAUGAAGCAUCAUCUAGUGGUCCUCUACCAAGGUGAUUCAAAUUAUUUCCCUGGGGUCUAAUAUGGCCCCGCCCCGGGGGUCACAUGGUUUGUAUAGACUUAUAUAGGGAAAAACUUUGAAAAAUCUCUUGUUGAAAACCAUAGGGCCUUGGGCUUUGAUAUUUUGUAUGUGACAUCAUCUAGUGGUCUUCUACUAAGAUUUUUAAAAUUAUCCCCCUAGAGUCAAAUAUGGCCCCGCCCCGGGGGUCACAUGGUUUACAUAGAUUUAUAUAGGGAAAAGCUUUGAAUAUCUUCUUGCCCAAACCACAAAACCUAGGGCUUUGAUAUUUGUUAUGUAGCAUCAUCUAGUGGUUCUCUACCAAGUUUGUUCAAAUUAUCCCCCUAGGGUCAAAUAUGGCCCCGCCCUUGGGGUCACAUGGUUCAUAUAGACUUAUAUAGGGAAAAGCUUUUAAAAUCUUCUUGUCAGUAACCUACAACAUUCAAAUUUGGACCACAUGUAUGGUUUUGAGUGGCAAGAUGAACCUUGACAUGAGUUGACCUUGGUAUUGACCUAGUGACCUACUUUCACAUUUCUGUAGCUACAGCCUUCAAAUUUGAACCACAUGCAUAGUUUUAAACACUGAAAAAAACUUUGACCUUGACAUUGACCUAGUGACCUACUUUCACAUGUUUGAAGGUACAGGCUUCAAAUUUGGACCACAUGCAUAGUUCUGUGUUCCGAAAAAUAUUUGACCUUGAUUUUGACCUAGUGACCUACUUUCACAUUUCUUGAGCUACAGCCUUCAAAUUUGGACCACUUGCAUAGUUUUGUGUACCAAACAAACUUUGACCUUUACAUUGACCUAGUGACCUACUUUCACAUUUUUGAAGGUACAGGCUUCAAAUUUGGACCACAUGCAUAGUUUCUGUGUUCUGAAAUAAAAUUUGACCUUGAUUUUAACCUAGUGACCUACUUUCACAUUUCUCAAGCUACAGCCUUCAAAUUUGGACCACUUGCAUAGUUUUGUGUACCGAAAUGAACUUUGACGUUAAGAAUGACCUAGUGACCUACUUUCACAUUUCUGUAGCUACAGGCUUCAAAUUUAGACCACAUGCAUAGGAUUGUGUACCGAAACAAACUUUGACAUUGACCUAGUGACCUACUUUCACAUUUCUCAAGCUACAGCCUUCAAAUUUGGACCACUUACAUAGUUUUUUGUACCAAAAUAAACUGUGACAUUAAGAUUGACCUAGUGACCUACUUUCAAAUUUCUCAAACUACAGCCUUCAAACUUGAUGCACAUGCAUAGUUUUGUGUACAAAGAACUUUGUCCUUGAAAUUGAUCUAGUGACCUACUUUCACAUUUCUCAAGCUACAGCUUUUGAAUUUGGACCACAUGCACAAUGUUGUGUACGGAAAUGAAAUUUGACCUUGAGCUAGUCAGUAAGUGUUGAAAUUUGGAACACUCAAAAAUGGCACAUUGGUGGGCGCCAAGAUCACUCUGUGAUCUCUUGUUUUAGAAAAGAAUGAUUCUUAAUAUAUUUUUGUCGUUUCACUGUAUGCUAAACGCUAAAGUCGUUUCAUUGUAUGUUAAACGCUUAAGUCGUUUCACUGUAUGUUAAACACUAAAUUUGAUUCAAAUGCAUAAUAGGGGGCAGUGGAUAUUAUAUUUGAAAAUUUCCCAAAACUUCUCUGAUACCAGAACGAGAAAAAUCCAUAAAAACGCAAUUCUGAGUAUUGGAAUUACACGUAUGGCAUUUUCAGCCUACCAUUUUAAUCUUUUAUGAGAAAAGCGAGUGAAAUAUUGCUUUCAAGGACACUAAGUUUUGAAGCAGAAAUGGCCCAGAUUACAAACCUAGUCAGAGCUGUUUCGUAUUAUCUGCAAAUGAUUGACCUAAAACGUUGGCCUGUUCUAAUAGCACGAGACCAGGCAUAAAUAAAAGUUGUAAGAAAAGUGUGUCAUUUCGCAAAUUUGAGUUGCAUCUGUCGAUACCGCAGCUAAAUCGUUUUUAAUCUAGACCGUCUCUAAGAAGCUAGGAAAAUGGAUUCAAGCGUUUAUUUGUUUUACACUGCAGUUAUUUAUUCAUGUGCAUCCUAUGUUUUAUAAGCAGAAUAUAAAUGCCUUAAAAUACAUCUACUCCUUUUAUUCAGCAUAAUUAACGUACCGAUGCCACCAUACGAAACUGGGCCCUAUCACGUUGCAGGCAUGUAUGCUUACUGUACUGGCUUUGUUUUAUUUGCAGCUUAUACUUUCAUUAAUGUGUCUGGUAAAUUACACGUAUGUUUAUUAUUUUGUACUUUUUACCCAUAACUGUAUAUAUGACCAAUAUCAAAUACGUUCUGCACAGUUGUUAAGCUUUUAAAAGUUUUAGCUCACUUGUGCACAAGGAGCUUAUGGUAACUUUUUAGGACCAUUGGUUGUUCGUCGUGUCCCUCCAUCGUUCACAAUAUCUUUGAUUUUUUUUCAUUGCAGAGUUGGUGCAGCCGUUUCUGCGCAUGCGCGGAAUUAUUAUCAAUUGGAGAGCACGCAAAAUUAUUCAUUGCUUUGCAUGUCCGCACGCAUUUAGUGUAUAGUAUGCAUAAUAUACUGACUAAAGGUUAGGGUUAGUAUCUCCAUGGUUACAAAGUAUAUAUAUUUAAGAUAUUUUCGUUCAAAUUUAGUUAACCCGGUAUAUACCGGAGUCUGUAAUAUAUCACAGGCGCACCAACUCUGCAUUUAGUCACAGCCAGUAUCUUUAAAGAACAUCUCCUUAACCGCCUACUAGUAGUAAGUUGCAUCCAAACUUCUAAGAAAUAUUCCCUUUUGGUCCCAAUUCAGAGUCUUCAGGUCACACAUAUGGAAUUCUGUUUCCAUGGCAACAAAAAAACCCCGUCAACAAUCUUUUCUUUUGAAACCACUGGUCAGACUUCAAAAUGAUUUGAAAGCAGUGUCAGGCUUGAAUGAUCUUCUACCAAACUUCUUCAAUUCAUUCUAAUGAAUUAAGAAACAUGGCUGUCAAGGGACGUGGCUAGUCUUCUGUGCAUGGGUAUAAUUAUGGAAAUCCUUUUUCUCUGAAACUUCUGGCCCGUAUUCAAAAUGACUUCACACAGAUAUUCAUUUGGGUGAACCUCUGCCGAAUUUCUUCAAGCUCCCGUCACAUUAUCCCCAACGUUAUAUCUACCUCCACAAUUUUGUCUUGUGUUUCUUGAUAUUGUCUUUUAGUAUCACGUAUUUCCCUUCGACGACAUUACCUCCCACUCUGCACGUUACCCUUUCCCCGAGAUAUAACUUCUAGUUUAUUGAGUUUCUUGAUAUUUUUUCCUCGUAUCAUGUUAUUAUCGUCGCUACAUUUUCUUAGCCCCAACAUCCUCCCCAUCUCCCCUUUACCUUCCCACCAGGUUUUUACUAAUUAAUCCAUGUCAUCAUUCCACACCUCUCCAACCCCUCCCGCACAUAUUACCCACUCAACCCGCCCGCUUAGCUCAAUAGGGAGAACGCAGAUCUACAGAUUACGGAGUCGCGAGUUCGAUUUCCGGGCAGGCGGUAUGUUCUCCGUGAUGAUUUCAUAAAAGACAUUGUGUCUGACAUCAUUCGUCCUCAACCUCGAGAACAGGUUUGUACAGGUGCAGAAUCCAGGAACACUGGUCAGGCUACCAUCGUUACAUAACUGAAAUACUUUAAAAAAACGGCGUUAAACCUAAAACAAACAAACAAACAAACAAACAAACAAACAUUACCCACUCGCAUUUAACUGGUAGAAACUUUAAAACUCUCCUAUCAGAAAACACAGGUAAUUGAACAGAUGUUUUCCUUGCGUGGCCCCAAAUUAAAACUGUUCAAGCAAGGUGUGAAACUCAGGUUAGCGAUUUUAGAGCCAUGACGGCCCUAUUGUUUAAAACUGAUACAUCAGUUUCAUACGCUAAAAAAUCUAAUUUUAAAAUGAUAACUGUUUGAUUUACUUUGGUUUAGAUAGGCGUUACCUUAAAAAAAACGAUAUACAUGUAUCAUGCAGUUUGGUCCUUGUCCCUGUGAUCUACCUUUUUAGCAUUUUAUUCUUGAUUGUGAUAAAGUGUUGGAUACAUGUUUCAGUAUUAUCAAAGAUAUUGUAGCAUUUUCUUUAAAAAUGAGCCAUUAUCCAUGCUAUAACGAUUGUUGGAAACAAGAAUUUAGUCUUAGUAAGAUUUGAUAUGUAUGCCAAAGGCAGUAAAAUAGUAUUCAGGUAGAACUGGUAAUCUUUCAUAGAUGUGUAAGUCUGUUAAAAUUAUUAUAUAAUAAUAAAUAGGUUUACAUUUUUUGUUAAAAUCUGAAAUUGUGUGAUUGUAAUUGUUUGAAAUUUUGCUAUAGACAUGUAAAAUUAUUUUUAUGAUACAGUUCUAUUAUAAUUUGCCAUUUAAAGAACUUUGUGUUAUGAAAUAGCUUUUAUCUUUUAAAUGUAAGUAUGCCGGCUUGAUCAAAAGCUUUGAAUAUCCACUGUUUAGAUGUUAAAUUGUUAAAAUUGAUUUCAUUGCGGCUGCCAUUAUGUAAACAGGGACAAGUUGUUAUUAAAGUUUCUCUAUUACAGACUUGAAAAA